Aspergillus caelatus is the source of this 393-nucleotide messenger RNA. RefSeq lists its product as uncharacterized. The transcript has a single exon. NCBI's taxonomy places the organism in Eukaryota, Fungi, Ascomycota, Eurotiomycetes, Eurotiales, Aspergillaceae. Bases 1 to 393 code for a protein of 130 amino acids. The record is from RefSeq and is a predicted model, not a curated record.
AUGGGCUCUUGUUUCUCCUCUCACGGCGGCAGUAAUCGCCGUCAUCAUAUGAGCCCCGGCAUGGGAAUGGGCGCAGGCGGAUAUCCACCCCCGCGAAAACACGAGUUCGGUCCUGGCGCUGGACUGGGAGGAGGCUUUGGCACGGGGCCUGGAGGAUUUGGUGGCGGUGGACACCAUCAUCAUCAUCAUCAUCAUAAUCAUCAUCAUGGUGGUGGUGGUGGACUUGGUAUGGGAAUGGGUGGUCAUGGGCAUCAUGGUCAUCAUGGGGGCAUGGGACCUGGGUUUGGAGGCGGGCAUCAUGGAGGUGGGUUUGGUGGAUUGGGUGGAGGACACCAUGGCGGACAUCAUGGAGGACAUCAUCAUGGUGGAGGACAUCAUGGAGGGGGCUGGUAA